AAGGUUCGCCCAGCCUCAAGUCUUGCUUCCCAGGCACUGAAGGCUCCUCCUCCAAAUCCUGCUGCACGUCACACGGUUUCGCCAGAACCCUACUCCACCCGCAGCAGCCAUGAUGCAAGAAGGGCUGGACGACGGUCCCGAUUUCCUCUCUGAAGAGGACAGGGGUCCAAGAGCAGUCAACGUGGAUCUCCAAACUGAUGCAACUUUACAAGUGGAUAUUUCAGAUGCACUUAGUGAACGCGAUAAGGUCAAGUUCACCGUUCACACAAAGACCACUCUCCCCAACUUUAAACAGAAUGAGUUUUCUGUUGUACGUCAGCACGAGGAGUUUAUCUGGCUGCACGAUUCCUUCGUGGAGAAUGAGGAAUAUGCGGGGUACAUUAUCCCGCCAGCGCCCCCGCGGCCAGACUUCGAUGCGUCCCGUGAGAAGCUCCAGAAGCUGGGUGAGGGUGAGGGCUCCAUGACCAAGGAGGAGUUCACCAAAAUGAAACAGGAGCUGGAAGCUGAAUACCUGGCUAUUUUCAAGAAGACGGUGGCAAUGCACGAAGUCUUUCUGUGCCGCGUGGCUGCCCAUCCUGUGUUGCGCAAAGACAUGAAUUUCCAUGUGUUUUUAGAGUACAACCAAGACCUGAGUGUACGAGGCAAGAACAAGAAGGAGAAGCUGGAAGACUUCUUCAAGAAUGUGGUGAAGUCAGCCGACGGCGUGCUUGUGGCUGGAGUGAAGGACGUAGAUGACUUCUUCGAGCAUGAAAAGACAUUCCUCAUAGAGUACCAUAAUCGAGUCAAAGAUGCCUCAAUGAAAUCCGAUAGAAUGAUCAGAUCUCACAAAAGUGCUGCAGAUGACAUCAACAGAAUUGCCUCCGCAAUGUACGGCCUCGGUACCCAGGAUUCAACAGAUAUGUGCAAAUUUUUCCUGAAAGUGUCUGAACUGUUUGAGAAAACACGGAAAAUCGAGGCGCGUGUUGCUGCUGACGAAGACCUGAAACUUGCUGACCUGUUGAAGUACUACCUCAGGGAAUCGCAAGCAGCAAAGGACCUUUUGUACAGACGAGGACGGGCGCUUGUCGAUUACGAAAAUGCAAACAAAGCUCUCGAUAAAGCAAGGGCUAAGAACAAAGAUGUCCUACAAGCAGAGACCUCCCAGCAGCUAUGCUGUCAGAAAUUUGAGAAAAUUUCAGAGUCAGCCAAACAAGAGUUAAUAGAUUUCAAGACGAGACGAGUAGCCGCUUUCCGGAAGAACCUGGUGGAGCUGGCUGAGCUGGAGCUUAAACACGCUAAGGGUAAUCUUCAGCUGUUGCAAAGCUGCCUCGGGGUCCUAAAAGGCGAUACUUAAAUAAAAAAAGACUGGACUUGACGGUUGAUGGUGCAGGCAUCCUCCACAUGUUUUUUUGGCUUCCUCUUCCCUUCACAAGAUGGAGGGGAGAGUGAGAAAAGAAAGAAAGAAAAGAAAGAAAGAAAAAGCGAAGAGAGAGAAAGAGCAUAUCUUUAUAAGGGAAGAGCACUUACUUCUUCCUUUGAAGGAUGUCUUGUUAGUCACCACUACCAGAGACACCGUGAUCCCUCCACUCAUUUCCCCCUAAUUUCAAAGUGAGGAGGCGCCCUGGCGAGAAGCCUCCACUGGCCCACACAGCACAAGAACCUAUCAAGGAAGGAAAUACUAAGUCUAAUCACGUCUGUUUUUAAAAGUUGUUAUAAAGUGUCAUUUCUUCUUCAUGGGGUUGGCUCUGUCAAUAUCACUUUUAAUUUUUUUCUGUUUUUGUUUGUUUGUUUUGGUAAUUUUUUGGUCAUUUUUUAUGUUUCGCUUAGUGUAAUCCUGAAAAAGCAAGUUAGUUUUUUGGUAAUCCUCUCUGUGAUGCUGCUCAUGUACCUUGUAAGAAAGAACGACACAAAAAGAAAAAGUUCAGCUGAUUGUUACUAUUAUUAAAAAGUGUAUUGUCACUAAAAAAAGCCUUGUAUAUGUUGUAUUAGUUUUCACUGUAUGGUUCAUGAUCAUUAUAAUCGAACUAAUCAUUUUUUUGAUAAAAUUUUCAUCUCUUACGUAGGAAAUUUCAUAUAAGAAGCAUAUUCUGAUUAUUUUCAUUCCAUAGCAGUAAUGCAUUAUUAUGUUUGCCUUAAACUGUAGAUUUAACUCUCCACUAUUGUUUAAAAAAAAAUCAUAAAUUGAUACAUUUGUUUUUUUUUUGUCUGCCCCCAAUAUUUUCAAAAGUGCACUGUAUAUGAAUGUGUUUUUUUUCACACUAUGUGACCAAAGCUUCCAUUAAUUGAAAUGGAGGAAUGCUGAUAUACAAAUGGUAACAAUAAAGAAAUAACAUCAAUUCAUGUUUAUUGAACGGUUA
This is a messenger RNA of Engraulis encrasicolus (European anchovy), 2336 nucleotides long. It is a transcript of the gene snx6, whose product is annotated as sorting nexin 6. Gene Ontology annotation, biological process: retrograde transport, endosome to Golgi. Gene Ontology annotation, cellular component: endosome. Gene Ontology annotation, molecular function: phosphatidylinositol binding. The record is from RefSeq and is a predicted model, not a curated record. The transcript has 14 exons. NCBI's taxonomy places the organism in Eukaryota, Metazoa, Chordata, Actinopteri, Clupeiformes, Engraulidae. Bases 110 to 1333 code for a protein of 407 amino acids.